AUGGCCUGUUACGCCCCCUGCCCCUCCCCUUCCCCCAACUCUCCCCGCGAAUUCGAAAUCCCGAAAAUCAAGCUUAACCCAAAUUCAAUCACAGAUUCGCGUAGAAAAAUCUGGUAUCUGAUCCACCUGGACCUGCAACCCGCCCCCGCUUUCGGGAUCACUUCCUCUUUUAACCCCCGGUCCAAGGAAAUGGUGCCUUCAACCUUCUACGGCCUCCUCGAGAAGCGAGGUUACUUCUACCAGCAAUGUAUUGAAGGUUCCACGAGACUGGAAAAGUCCAAAAAAUAUCUUGUUCCGCUCUCGACACUCACACUUGACCAAUUGACCUUCUGGAAGCCCGAUUUUCUCCCCGAGGCUGUGGACGCUCCCGUUCGAGAGAAGGCACGAGAUCUAGGGCUUUGGCCGGAAGACGUGCGCGAGCCCAACGGCAACUAUGAGAAGUUCCGUAUCGCGCCUGUAGACCCUGUAACAAAUCCGCUACUGCUUGAACGGUACGGAGGCAUGAUAGCCCCUGGAGUGGUGUUUGUAGAUGAGAUGUAUCGAACCACGUAUCAUCGGCCAUCCGAGGUCCUCAAGGUUUUCUACGAGAGAAGGUAUCCUCUUGAUACCCUGAAAGCUAUCUUUGGACUGAGAAUUACUAACAUCAACACGCUCAAUGUGCUGAAGGAGAUAUACCAGCUAAGGAAUGCGCUUUCGUACCCCGACUUCCUGCCCCGGACUUGGGAAUGGGGCUCCAAAGAAUACAAUGCUCUCCUGGGAUCCGAGCUUGGGAACGCCGCUGCCUGCUUCGUUCUCUGUGCUUACGGCCAAAGCAGAGCUCGCAUUGCCCGCAUUACGACUUGGGCCCUUGACCCGUUGCCCGCUAUCGAGUUUGACCUGGAGCCCAUCGUCCCAGGAUCCGAGAGGCUGGUCGAAUACGAUGGAUGCGUAGUAUGCGCUCCAGAACGAUGGCCUAGGAUGCCAGACCCAAUUGCAGGGUUGCCUGGUCCAAUGUUCUCUUCCAUCAUGCGAGAAUCUGAGUAUUACCGUCCCUUGACAGGGCCCCCAGCACCUCCAGCCGAUCCCCGAAUCCUUUUCAAUCCAAUCGUCUCUGAACCUCGCCUCAGCCCCGAGCCUCUGACAGAUCCUAGCCUCAAACUUCUGUAUCCCAGGCCACCAUCUAUUAUCGAACCUCGUCUCCUCCAAACUGAGGAACCUUAG
Penicillium macrosclerotiorum is the source of this 1200-nucleotide messenger RNA. RefSeq lists its product as uncharacterized. Bases 1 to 1200 code for a protein of 399 amino acids. The transcript has a single exon. Lineage: Eukaryota; Fungi; Ascomycota; Eurotiomycetes; Eurotiales; Aspergillaceae. The record is from RefSeq and is a predicted model, not a curated record.